AUGGCCGCUACCGAAGUCGACGACAACGUGCAGCUCAAGUUCCUGUUCGCGAACCAGGACGGUGUGCACCUGCAGCUUAGCUUCCCCAAGACGGCCACAGUGGCACAAGUCAAGACGCAGCUCAUGCGCAGCUGGCCACAGAGUGUACCACCUGCCGAGGAAGCCAAGGCUGUUCGUCUCAUCUGCAUGGGACGCGGUAUCUUGCAAGAUGCGCAGACAGUGGGGUCUGCUGUUCCGACGUUUGACACGCAUCCGACGCCCGUGAACGUCUCAGUAAACCAUUCGGUGCAGCCGGCGGCGCGAGAAGCCUCACGAGGCCUUACUCCUGCAAAGUCGGUGGAGUCGGCGGGCUGUGGCUGCAUUGUCUGUUGA
Peronospora matthiolae is the source of this 372-nucleotide messenger RNA. The record is from the annotation of a GenBank genome assembly. Lineage: Eukaryota; Oomycota; Peronosporomycetes; Peronosporales; Peronosporaceae.